Molecule: messenger RNA, 3110 nt
Organism: Tachysurus vachellii
Lineage: Eukaryota; Metazoa; Chordata; Actinopteri; Siluriformes; Bagridae
Gene: anapc5
Product: anaphase promoting complex subunit 5
Exons: 17
Coding region: 229-2511 (760 amino acids)
Biological process (GO): protein K11-linked ubiquitination; positive regulation of mitotic metaphase/anaphase transition; anaphase-promoting complex-dependent catabolic process
Cellular component (GO): anaphase-promoting complex
Molecular function (GO): protein binding
Source: RefSeq, a predicted model, not a curated record
CUGGAGGGUAGUUUUGAAUGUUUCUGGUUAGCGCAUGUUGUUGAUGCUAAUUUAGUGACUGGAGUUAAAGGGACUAAACCCGAAGCCCAGGUGGUGUAGAGUUAAAGGGACUAAACCCGAAGCCCAGGUGGUGUAGAGUUAAAGGGACUAAACCCGAAGCCCAGGUGGUGUAGAGUGAUUAUGAGGUGUAUGCGCUGUGUGUAAGUGUGUGUUUAAGCCCCAGCGGUGAUGGCCAGUGUACAUGAGAGUCUGUACUUUAACCCCAUGAUGGUGAACGGGGUGGUGCAGGUGAACAUAUUCGGCAUUAAGGACUGGGUGACGCCCUAUAAGAUGUCCGUGUUAGCGCUGCUGUAUGACAUGAGUUCAGCUAAUAAACACACCGAGCUGCUGGACAGGAGGAAGCUCAAUAAACUCAUCUUACCUUUACAGCAGGGUCCGGAUGUGCCAUUUGAGCAGUUCCUGAGCUCAGUACAUGAGUGCUGUCCUCUCAUCGCCAACACGGUCAAACACAGGUUGUGUUCAAUGGCAGACAGGGAGCUACAGGACAUGGAGCACUUCUUCGCUGAAUUACCGAGUGCCUUCACUGACUCUGAAGCAUUCAAGACCAGCGUUGUAGGGCUGUUUAUGCGUCAGAUGUUGCUGGCGUAUAAUAAACUGUCCUUCAGUCAGGUGUAUAAACUCUACAAGGCCCUGCAGCAGUAUUGUCGCCAUGGGCAACGACGCCAACAUGACCUUGCUAAUGAGGACAUGGAGCUGAAUGCUAAUGAGGACACGCCCACUGACAUCACAGAGAAAAACGAGACAGACACGCAUGCUCUGCACCAAUCAGAGCUUUGGUGUGCUGAGAGUCGUGGUCCUUUCUCUCAGAAACAGGCAGAGUAUUUCCUCGCUCGACAGGCGUAUAUGUUGAAAAACGACGAGAACAAAGCCUUGAGUCCAGCUGAACUGCAGGAUGAACUGAACAACAUCCUGAAGUUUAACCCUGACUUCGCUGAGGCGCACUAUGUGAGUUACCUGAACAGUGUACGUGUUCAGGAUGUUUUCACCUCCACUCACACUCUGCUGCACUACUUUGAUCGUCUUGUCCUGUCUGGUGCCGAGGGGAAGAGUAACGGAGACGAGGGAUUCGGACGCAGCCUUCGUUACGCCGUCCUCAACUUGGCAACCCUGCACUGUCGCUUCAACCAUUAUCAGCAGGCAGAUCUUGCUCUUCAGGAGGCCAUCAGAAUUGCUCAGGAAGCAAAUGACCAUGUCUGCCUACAGCACUGUCUGAGUUGGCUGUACACAUUGGAGCAGAUGAGGGGAUGUGACAGUGCAGUUCUGACUGAAGACUCUGUUAAAAUGGCUGCUUAUUUCUGUUUAACUUAUUUAGCGUGUCUGGGUGUGCAGUCUCUGGUCCAGCGGGGGGCGCUGCAGGGUUUCUCGGCCCCUCAGCUGCUUGAUGCUCAGCGUCAGACCGCAGUGCUGCUGUGGAAACAUAGUCUGAAUGAGCUGAUUGAGAUUAGUCUGGCUCAGAGCGCCUCCCUGUGGAGCAUGUAUGGCAAGAGUUUGAUGUCUGUGCAGCAGUCUCAGCUCCUGUUGAACAUGAACAGUUUGGAGCCGGUGAAUUUUGGCGUUCAGCAGAACAACACUGAGCCCUUCACCAUCGCACUGUGUCACCUCGCACAACUCCAUGCUGAUCAGGGUCUGUACGCCGCGGCCAACGACAUCAUCAGACACCUGAAGCAGCAGUUUCCUCCUCACACUCAGCACGCUAAGAACUGGAUGCUGUGUGACCUGAACAUUCAGUUUGAGAAAGCAAUGAAUGAUGGGAAAUAUCACAUGGCUGAGCCUCAUGCCACCGCAAUCGCUGCCCUGAACUGCACCGAGGGGCUCUACAGGAAAGCCCAACUGCUAAAGGCUUUAAAUCGGACAUCAGAAGCUUCCAAAGUCCUACAGCGUCUACAGCAGCUGUGUGAGAAAAACAAGAACACAGAGAUGAUCAUCAGGGUUAUGUUAGCCACAGCAGAGCUGCACUGGGACUCCUGUGGAUAUUCGGCUGCUCUCCCACUCCUGCUAAAGGCUUUAGCACUCACACGCCAACACAACCUACAGAGACUUGAGUGUAAAACUGUACUGCACCUCGCUUACACACAGCUUAUGAUGGGCAUCCCGGAGCAGGCUCUUCUGCUGGUGUGUAGUGUGUUGGAGUGUGUGUUAGCCCACGGUGCCCUGAUGGAUAAAGCUAAAGCUCUGCUGCUGAUGGCACGGUGUCAGGUGGCUCUGAGUGCAUCUGCUUCAUGGGAACACCGACUGACUGCUGUAGAGUCAGCACUACACACUCUGGAUGAGGCUGGGUUUUAUUUCUCUCAGCUGGACUGUAAGCAGCGUCUGCGUGAUGUUUAUUACCUGCAGUCUCUGCUACACCACACACUGGGAAACUUGGCCGAACGCAACAAGUGUUCACUAAUGUUCCGCAUGCUGAACCAGGAGCUACUGCAUGCCCCAGCCACGCCCACCCACCACCUCUAAUACACAACCCUGCCCAGACCACGCCCACUCACCAUGUCUAAUACACACCCCUGCCCAGACCAUGCCCACCCCUGCCCAGACCAUGCCCACCCACCACCUCCACCCACCACGUCUAACACACACCCCUGCCCAGACCACGCCCAUCCACCACGUCUAAUACACACCCCUGCCCAGACCACACCCACCCACCACGUCUAAUACACACCCCUGCCCAGAUGAAGCCCAUCCACCACCUCUAAUACACACCCCUGCCCAGUCCACGCCCACUCACAGGGUCUAAUACACACCCCUGCCCAGACCACACCCCUGCCCAGUCCACACCCACUCACAGGGUCUAAUACACACCCCUGCCCAGACCACGCCCACCCACCACCUCUAAUACACACCCCUGCCCAGACCACGCCCACCUACCAGAAGUCUGUCAUGAUAAAUGCAUUGUGUUUUAUUUGUGUGAAUACAUGCACAUGGCGCCCCCCAGAGGCAGAUGUGUUGUACGUGUCUUGACGUUCACUGUGGACAGUAAAGAAAGAAUUUCAUUGUACAGAGAAACUUGUUUUCCUCACAGCGCCUGUGACAAUAAACAUUAAUCUAAUCUACAU